ACAAUGACCGCGACCGGAUUUACAGAGCGGAUUUCGUUCUUCUGUCGUCGAUUGGUUCCCCGCGCGCCGUACUGGCGAGCGCAUACUUUCUCCCGGGGAAUGUACGGCCGUAGCGGUUGUGCGUGGAGCCGCGUCCCGCGAAGGCCGAUUCGGCUUUCUAGUCGCGUUUCCGCUCGUUUCCGCCUCGAGAGACGGUGUGAUCGACGUAGUCUAGCAAGGGUUCACCGCGAUACAACACGCGGUAUAUCGACGGCUCAUCGUCUUCCGUUGAUUGUCACCGUGCGUUAAUCGCGCGCGAGGCGAUCACUUCGGAUUACUCACCCGCGGAUACGAUCCACCUCGGCUGAUUAUGAGCAAUGAGUCACCGCGGUUGCACGUAGCCUCUCGAUCGUCUGUCCAUUCCGUCAGCCUUUUCGCGACCUCGUGGACCUAGCUCCUGGUAAAAGUCAGCGACACGCUUCGGAGCACUCGGAGGAAGAUGAAGCGAUGGCAGGUGUCGUGAGAAAGAGGGGAACGAGUGCCUUCGUGACGUUUCUAGGAUGCUUGCUCUUUUUUCACGCUUACGCGCAAGAGGAUAACGGUGAAAAAUACAAGGGAAAAUAUCUGGGAAAGUUAAAUCCGUAUCAUCAUCAAGUUUCCGGCGAUGUUUGGGCCGUGAACCAGUACACUUUGCUGCUGACAUCUUUUAAUUACGAUGGUAAUGGAGCCGACACAUUUUUUUGGGCGGGCGCAUCGAACAGACCAGGCCCGCAGGGAUUUAUCGUUCCCGAUGAGUGGGGCAAAACAAACAUACUGGAUCGAUACUUUAACAAGGAUUUCACACUGACCUUACCGGACAAUAAGAAAAUAACGGACAUCAAGUGGUUUGCAGUGUACGAUUUAGCGAGUCAGAACACUUUCGGCGAUGUUUACAUUCCGGAGGAAUUCGACCCACCGGCACCUCAAAAGAUAUCACAGCUAUCGCGGAGAUCUCAUAACGUUUCGUCAGACCCCAUUGUGAUCCUGGACUCGAAAACCAUCAGCAUUCCGCAAUUCAUCUAUGACGGACAAGGCGUGGACACGUAUUUCUGGAUCGGUCUUGGCCCGCAACCAUCCAGCAAGGGUCAAAAAGUGCCCGACGAAUAUGGAUACAUGGAUUCUCUUAGAGCAUAUAACAAUCAGGACAUUAUAUUAGAGUUGCCAGGAGAUAAGACUGUGUUCAACAUAGAUUGGUUGAGUGUCUUCGACGUAAAGACCAAAUCCAAUUAUGGUUCUGUCAUUAUACCCGACGGGCUCAACGUACCACCCUCGUUGAUAAAAGUCAUCAAGCAAAGCCAAUCCCUCCCGAAUUGCGUCCAGCUGCACAAACGAUAUCAAGUCGCUUGGGAGAUCUUCGGCCCACAGAUAACUAUCCAGUUGGCUGGUCAAGUCGCCGAGGACGAAUACAUGGCGUUCGGUUUAUCUGGUUCAGAAGAGUCCAGCCGAAUGGAAGGUGCGGAUGUGGCCAUCGCGUAUAUGGAUGACACACGAGGAUACGCCACAGACUACAAUAUCACAGCCAAGGCACCGUGUGGGAAAGUUCUCGGUCAGUACAAAGGAGUCUGCAGAGACGAACUUCUCGGCGGUUUGGAUAGCAACCAGCUCUACACCGCGGUGAGAGAAGAUGGCAUCAAUACCAUCACGUACAGACGUACCCUUAUUUCGUCCGAUGUCGGGGACAAAGAUUUUCCCACGGAUAAACCUGUUUACGUAGUUUGGGCUUUGGGCAGGCUCGAUAAAACUAACAAUGAACCGAGCUUCCACGAUGUGUAUCCCAGAAGUGAUUUGAUGCUCGAGUUGAGUCGCAAAGAGCCAGAGAAUACCUGCAUCGACUUCACAGAGUAUAACGACAAGAUCUUCCCAAGAGAAUCUUGGCAGAAAACAGAGAUAUUCGACAGAAAUGUCAGAACUUUCAAAGCGACCAUCGGACCUUCCGGAGGAAAACGGGGGUAUCAAGGAAUUACAGGUAAACCAUCGCCGGGUCUCGCCUGGUACAUCGAAGGUGCGUUGAUACCCGAGUUAUAUCUACGUCGAGGUUUGACGUAUAGCUUUCGCGUCCAUGGGGGAAACAAUCCGCACAGUGCGGAUCUGUAUCAUCCAUUGAUAAUAACCGACGAACCUCAUGGAGGAUAUGACACGCUCAGCGAUCUUGCGCAAAGCAAGGUCAGGGUUUUAGCUGGCGUUGAACUGACUAGAAGAGGUCGGCCACGACCAACUGCAGUUGGGCCGCUUUGCUUAAGCAAAUAUAAGAAUCGAGAUAGAAGACUGGACGAUAAUUUCCCAUCAUUUCAAAAAUUCAAUCGGACCCUCGUUCAAGUCUGCGAGCCAGGAGAAGGCGGUACCUUGGUAAUAACUCCAAAUUCAUCAUGGCCCGAUCUGGUUUAUUAUCAUUCCUUCACACACGCAAACAUGGGAUGGAAGAUUCACGUGGUUGAUUCUUACACGAGGAAUGGUGCGAUCAUGCAUAAGUUAUCGUUUUUUGUCGCAAUUGUGAUUGUACUUCUCAAUCUCUUACAAAGUUAAACAUAAAUCGUAGAAAAAUGUUCAUAUAAGAUUUUUCAACUCACAUAAGGAUGCGGUUAAGUCAUUUUUGAUAAAUUAUCGAGCCUUACAUUUUAACAAUGUACGUAUAUCCAUGACACAACAUAAAAACGCUACAUUGCUGUGCACUGAUUUUAUUGAAGAAUUAAGAAAUUAAUACAAUAGUUCCUACAAUUAGCUCUGCAUUCCUUACAAAUUUGAAUGAUUUUUAUAUUAGACGGAUUAUAAUCAAUUUUAUUUAUGUUUCUCUUUCUUCGAUAUAAAGAAUAUUUUUCAUAUUUAAAGAGAUGGAUAAAAUAAUCAAAGGAUGUUAUAUAAACGUCCUUAAGUUGUUGCAAUAACUUUUUAUUUCGUGUAUCGUUAAUUAGACUAAUUGUGAGCACAUAAAAAACAACAUACAUUAGAUGUGCAACGCGUCAUGUUCGUUAUUGAACAAUGAGAUCGACACAAGUAUUAUUUCUAAUAUUUAUGCUUAAUAUUUAUGUGCCAAUUGUAAUAAUCCAAAUAUCUUUUUGAAAAUUGUUAAGUUUUGCAGAUGCAAAUCGCAUUAGGAUAUACAAAAACAUCGUUUAUUUCAACUAUCAUGUGUGUAUUUAUAUAACGCAGCACAUCCUCUCAAUUUUGUAUUAACAUUCUCGCUCGCAUUUUAUAAUUAUGUAACACAAUAAAUCGUAAUUUUUAUUCUUUUUUUUUAUAUUUGUGAUAGCCUCACACAUAUGUGUGUUGUUAAUGCAAUAAAAAUUUUUGGAUUCUUAUACAAAA
Pogonomyrmex barbatus (red harvester ant) is the source of this 3321-nucleotide messenger RNA. Its product is annotated as protein Skeletor knk. NCBI's taxonomy places the organism in Eukaryota, Metazoa, Arthropoda, Insecta, Hymenoptera, Formicidae. The record is from RefSeq and is a predicted model, not a curated record.